AUGUCUGAGCGAGGCGCUUUUCGCGGCCGAGGCGGUGGCAGAGGAGGCGACCGCGGUCCAAGGGGCGGCGGUCGUGGAGGAGGUGGAGGCGGCGGCGGAGGAGCACACGCUGGCGGCCAGACAGAGCGCCCCAAGAAGGAAAACAUCCUCGACCUGAGCAAGUACAUGGACAAGCAGAUUACCGUCAAAUUCAGCGGCGGGCGAGAAGUCAUUGGCACAUUAAAAGGCUACGACCAGCUCAUGAACCUUGUCCUCGACGAGGUCAAAGAGGCUCUUACAGACGAGCAUGGCAACAUCCGAUACCGCAAACUUGGCCUCAUCGUCGCACGCGGCACCCUGCUCGUCGUCAUCUCUCCCGUAGACGGAAGCGAAGAAAUCGCCAACCCCUUCCUGCAGGAAGAAGAGUGAUUGCCCGCCAUGACUAGCGGCGAGGAUAGUAGCGUCACCUGUACGCUGUGAGCAGCAAACAGAGAGCAGACAGUGGCGUAGAUCAAGCCAACGGCGUCGACCAGGGGCUUUGAAGAAAAGAAAAAGGGGCUGGGAACCCAACACGAUACCCAUGAGGGACAUGCGCGACGAACCCGAGGAUAGGAUGCAGCUUCCAAGCUGUGCAUCGACGACAAGUUAGACGGUGACAUGGCCACAACGGGCAUGCUUGCCCGUUUCAUCCCUACCAUUGAACAUUGCGAAUCAAAAAAAUCACCGAUACUCCACUUUCUAGUGAUGAGGGCUU
Bipolaris maydis ATCC 48331 is the source of this 733-nucleotide messenger RNA. NCBI's taxonomy places the organism in Eukaryota, Fungi, Ascomycota, Dothideomycetes, Pleosporales, Pleosporaceae. The record is from RefSeq and is a predicted model, not a curated record.